Molecule: messenger RNA, 943 nt
Organism: Danio aesculapii
Lineage: Eukaryota; Metazoa; Chordata; Actinopteri; Cypriniformes; Danionidae
Gene: npffl
Product: neuropeptide FF-amide peptide precursor like
Exons: 3
Coding region: 1-387 (128 amino acids)
Molecular function (GO): neuropeptide hormone activity
Source: RefSeq, a predicted model, not a curated record
AUGGAUGCGGGUGUGUGGUUCAUGUUAGUGGGUGUUCUGCUGGUCAUGGCUGAUCAGAGCCAGUCCAUUACUAAAGAUGAAGCGCUGGAUCAGAACAAACGGCUGCUGGAGGAGGACGAGGAGCAGGACAACAUGCUGGAGAGACCAGGAGCUGCGCAGAUGGAUGGUCUUCUGGAGGAUCGUCUGCUGGUGGAGAUGCUGCGCUCUUUACUGCACGGCUCUCAGAGAUACGAGCGCAACCCUUCAGUGCUGCACCAGCCUCAGCGGUUUGGUCGUGGAGCGCGCAGUGGUUUGUCCACAGAGGAGCGAAUACAGUCCCGGGACUGGGAGACGGUGCCCGGACAGAUCUGGAGCAUGGCUGUACCACAGAGAUUCGGCAAAAAAUAACCCAAACCCGUCCUACAAUACUCAGUGAUGUCUGUAGAGUGAUGCAUACACAGAACUAAUGCAUUCAAAAGCAUGUCUGUAAGCCUUCAGUAAAGUUCCCCCAUUUAUAUUGUUAAAGAUGCUAUUGUUUAUUUCCCUGUGAAGAUACCAUUUGCUUUAAAUGUUUCCCAGCUGAUGUUUAAUGCAGCAAGAAAAUAUUUCAUGGUAUUCUCUAUUAUCAUUAUUCUAUUGGAUAAAGUAUGUCUGUUAGUCUGGCUGGACUAAUAAACAUCAAUAAAGUCUAAUGCUAAUGAGCAAGCUAAUGAGCAAACCAAUGUUCUCCAUCGACUUGCCUCAUUACCCUAGUUAAGCCUUUAAAUGUGACUUUAAGCUGAAUACUAGUGUCUUGAAGAAUAUCUAGUCUAAUAUUAUUUACUGUCAUCAUGACAAAGAGAAAAUAAAUCAGUUAUUAGAGAUGAGUUAUUAACACUAUUAUGAUAGGAGAUAUUAAGAGUAUUUCUCCAUUCAUCAGCACUUGGGAAAUAAUGUCUUCAUCUGUACCUCAGCUAUAAUCACU